Nipponia nippon (crested ibis) is the source of this 2021-nucleotide messenger RNA. RefSeq names its product aquaporin 4 (gene AQP4). Gene Ontology annotation, biological process: transmembrane transport; water transport. Gene Ontology annotation, molecular function: water channel activity. Lineage: Eukaryota; Metazoa; Chordata; Aves; Pelecaniformes; Threskiornithidae. The record is from RefSeq and is a predicted model, not a curated record. Gene Ontology annotation, cellular component: basolateral plasma membrane; plasma membrane.
ACAUGAUCGCAAAUGACCCGCGCCCGGUGCCGGGGCGGCAGUUUCUCAAGUACCCUUCGCCCGCACGGAGCAGCAGUAAGUGUGGACGUCUGUGUAAGUGUGAGAGCAUCAUGGUGGCAUUUAAAGGAGUCUGGACUCAGCCCUUCUGGAAGGCCGUUUCGGCAGAAUUUUUGGCCAUGCUCAUUUUUGUCCUCCUCAGCCUCGGCUCCACAAUCAACUGGGGUGGAGCAGAGAAGCCCCUGCCUGUAGACAUGGUCCUUAUCUCUCUCUGCUUUGGACUCAGCAUUGCAACCAUGGUGCAGUGCUUUGGACACAUCAGUGGAGGCCACAUUAACCCUGCUGUGACCGUGGCAAUGGUCUGCACGAGGAAGAUCAGCCUCGCCAAGUCCGUCUUCUACAUUCUUGCCCAGUGCCUGGGAGCCAUCGUGGGCGCAGGCAUCCUUUACCUAGUCACACCGCCAAGCGUGGUGGGAGGCCUGGGAGUCACUGCGGUACACGGGGAUCUUUCCGCUGGCCAUGGACUCCUGGUGGAGUUGAUAAUUACAUUCCAGCUGGUUUUUACUAUUUUUGCCAGCUGUGAUUCAAAACGAAGUGAUGUCACUGGUUCAGUAGCUUUAGCAAUUGGAUUUUCUGUUGCAAUUGGACAUUUAUUUGCUAUCAAUUACACCGGUGCCAGUAUGAACCCUGCUCGAUCAUUUGGACCUGCUGUGAUCAUGGGGAAAUGGGAAAACCAAUGGGUAUAUUGGGUGGGACCAAUAAUAGGAGCAGUCCUUGCUGGUGCUCUUUAUGAGUACGUCUAUUGCCCAGACACUGAACUCAAGCGCCGUUUUAAAGAUGUCUUCAGUAAGGCUACCCAGCCGUCCAAAGGGAAGUACAUCGAGGUGGAUGAUAACAGGAGCCACGUAGAGACCGAUGACCUGAUCCUGAAGCCUGGCAUAGUUCAUGUGAUUGAUAUCGACAGGGGUGAGGACAAGAAAGGAAGAGAUCCAUCCAGCGAGGUGUUGUCUUCUGUAUGACUAGCAAGAAGCACUGAAAGCAGAGAGCAGCCUGCUAGCACGUCCACAGAUAUCCUUCCACCUAUUAAAGAAACAGAUCUCCUCUAGACUGAGCAUCUACCAUUUCUUGACAGGUAUGGUGUGGGCAGCUGCAUGGUAGUGGUGUCACCAAACCAUACGCCUGCUCAGUUGGAAGAUUAGGACUUUGCUAUAAUUAGGAUUCCCCAUCUAUUAUUCCAAAUUAAGAGUUGUUCCUAGUAUUUUCCUUUCCUUCUUUCUGGAGCAACCCCAAAGUCAAAAAAAGAGAUGAAAGCAUUCUCCUUUAAUAAAUCAGUCAAUAAUGAGAUAAAGAUAGAGAUGUUUAACAUUCAGAUUGACAGUUAAGACAUAUCAGGAAAGGCCCAUAGACAUGAAGACCUACUUAUCAGAUUGUUCUUCUGACACUUAAUUGGCUGUUGUUAGCUCCGAUUUGAACAUCUUAUCCAUUAAGCGUUCUCUGCGAGGUUCAGGGACAGCACCAACAGUAUUUAAGAGUUUUAUCUACAGUCAAGCAAAGGAGUAUUGUUUCCACUCAUGUACAUCACUGUUGCCUUGCAAACUACCUCUGAAAAAAUGAUAUUUUAAUAGGCUUAAAAAAAAAAUUUCUAUCAACCCAUCGAAUUUCAUUCAUGUGAUUUGUGCUAUAAAUAUAUUACCUUCAUCCCUUCCCAAGAGUAAAUAUGCCGAAACUGAAUGCUGAAGUCUACUGUAAUAAGGCUGAAAAGCAUUUGACUGUACUUCAUGCUCCCUCUUGUCAUUGUCUAUCUGGUGAAACAUUCUCCUGGGGUUUGACUGUUGACCAUUUAGUGUUAGCAGACUCUCAAGGUCAUGCAAAGAAUAUGAAGGCUUUCCUGUUACUUAAUAACUCAAAUAAGAGAUAUCAGAAGAAAAGAAGGCAUAUCUGUUUUCAGUGCACUUGUUCAAAUACACAUUUCUGUGCUAAUUUAUGUAAACUAAAGGUUUAAAUUACUUACCUACUUUCUUACA